CUAAAGUCAACAUGUAGAGGAACAUUGGAUAGUCUCUUUCUUCUCUCUGUCACACUUAUUUAUCUAUAGGAGCAGCUCCUCAGUACAAAGCAGGCUGUGAGUCAUGGCAGCAGAUCCCCUGGCUCAAUGCUGCUUUGGUUAAUCAGUAACCAGAGUGGGAGCAUGGUGAGUGGCUGGCUGGGUUAAAGCAAGGGAGCAGAGGAGUCAGGACCUCACUCAGCACCUCACUAAGCAGCAGCAGCAGACACACACGGUAAGAGCUACCUUUGACUUUUUCCCAUUUAUUGCCUUUUGAAUGUGCAAUACAGUGAAUGUAAACUUGUCGGAGAUUAGGGGAAAUGUCUGAGUUUAGAGAAUUGAUUGGGAUUUUCCAUUAUAUCCUUCAAAACCAAAAAACAAUGUUCUAAAUACGUAAUAUUGUCUCCGACAAACGUUUCAGUUUGAGGGUUAAUAAAAAUAAAUAGUGCAACUAAUAUCUGUAGAGUUGCUCUUUGAAGACAAGGUUAUUAAGAAACCGAUCAUAUCAAAAGUUUUGUCAAAAUUCUGGAGCUUGACAGAAAACGUCUCCGAUCAUGAAUCAGCAAUGCUUUUUGACCUCUGUCAUCGAGUCAUCGGGUACACAGAUGGGUUGGUUGUGUAUAAGAACAUUUGAGUGCACUGGUUUUAUUGAUCGGGAACCAAGGCCAUGUCCUUUGGUACAUGUCCAAACAGAGGAAAAUCUAGUGUUUGCUAACCUCCUCCAAAAGUCCAUCAGGCCACAUUUCUGCACGUUCAACUCAAAGGAUAAAGUCCUAUUUUUGCAUAAGAGCACUUACCCAAGUUCUUCUCCUUCAGAGACAUCUAGGUCAAUAUAUAAAAAGUGUUCAUAAAGGAGAGACAGUUGUCAGUUCAACUUAGAUGACCAACUCCAGUAUUUUAAAUGCGUUUACUCUUCAUUCAUUAGAAGCUCCAGCCACAAAAAUUAGGAUGGACAGUUGAGAAAAUGUGAAGUAUCUUAAUAAAAUUAUAAUAUAUUUAGUUUCAUUUUAAUUAUAUACUUUGUGUGCAGACGUUUGUUCUGCAAAAUAUAUUUAUCUAUUCAUUCUAGAUAUGUGCAUAUGUACAGCCAAAUUUGUCACAAGUAUCAUAUUUUCCAAUCAUACUGUCCAAAAUGAACAGUUUAGUCUUAAUAUAUGGUGACAAUUUGAGCAUGUAAAUUUGUUUGAUGACUGCCUGAGCACAUUCAAUUUGUGUACUCAAUCUGAAGGCUCUUCAAACAGAAUCCAAAUAAACAAUAAACAAUAUCCAAAUGAAACUCCAUCUCAUUUUAGUCACUAAACACACACAAACACACACACAUAGAUGCACGUAGAUGAGUCUUCAUUUUCUAUUCGACCUCUGUUGCAGAGGGUAAUGCCUGCUCUCAUUCACUGGCCAGCAGGAGAGAAGACACACAAAGAGCGAUCAAUCAAUCACUGACAUGCCGCUCUAUGCCCAAUGUUCCUGCCAGCCAAUCCUGUCAGAGAUGGAAAACCAGAUUCAGCCAGAUUUCUGACGAAAGCCACACUAAUAGUCAUCUAGUAUUCAGAGACCACCCAAUGCUCAGUGCUCAGCAAGAGCUGCUCAAGAGGCAGUCUGUAUUUUUAUAUACCUAAGGUAGGUAAUUCAUCUUAAACUUAAACUGUCUGUCUCCCUCCACAGAAAGAAUCGUUUAAAGUGACUACCAACAAAAGGUAAAAUGCAGAGAUCGCCUCUUCUAUUCCUCCUACUAUGCUGCUGGCUGUCAGAAAUUCAGGCCAACCGCGUCUACGUUCACCCCUUCCAUCUCUUUGCUGCCGAGAAUGUCAGCUGCGAGACCCUGCAGGACCAGACGUCCAAGCCCCUGGAGACACUUCCUGUGGCCCCCCUUGAUAUUGAAGUCCUGACACCAGAUAGCAGGGACCAGUCUAAACUGGAUGCACAGAGGCAAAACAUCACAGAGAGGACCGCGGUUCUGGCAGAGCUGUUGAACUCUCUGGGCCUGAGGAUGUACCAGGCUCUCAGCAAGCAGCACAGCACCAACACCCUCCUCUCUCCAGUCAACACCUUUGGAUCCCUCGUCACUUUCUACCUGGGAGCCUCCAAGAAGACAGCGCGCACGUUCCAGCUUCUUCUGGGACUGAUCAGUGAGACUGACCGAGAGGACUGUGUGUCCUUGGUGGACGGACACAAGGUUCUCAAGACCCUGCAGAGCUUUAACUCUCUGGAGGACGAUGGACCCAAAGAUGAAAUCGCUACCCAGGUCUGGGCCUUCACUCGCCAGGAUGUUCAGCUAUCCGAGGACUUUAUUCAAGGCACACAGGACUUCUCAGACACAUUGUUCAUCCGCAGCGUGGACUUCUCCAAACCUCAGGAGGCUGAGCAACUGGUGAACAACUUUGUAGAGAGGACGUCAGACGGGAAGGUGAAGAGCAUCUUCAAAGAUCUGAACUCCAGCAGUAACCUUCUGUUCAUUACUUCCUUCAACUUUCAAGGGAGCUGGAGGACAGCCUUCCAGCCAGAGAAGACCUCCUUGCAGGAGUUUCACGUGGAUGACACAACAACAGUGAUGGCUCCACUGAUGACCCACACGGGUCAGUACCACUACCUGAAUGAUAAGGUGCGACAGUGCACCGUUGUGAAGCUGUCUCUGAGCAAACAGUCAUACAUGUUGCUGGUCCUGCCUCAUGAAGGGGCCAACGUCCGUGACAUAGAGUCAAAGCUGCGCACAGACCUCAUGUCUAACUGGCACCAGAGCCUCCAGGAAGGUCUGUUGGAGCUGUCACUGCCAAAGUUCUCGAUGUCUUCUGUGACUGAUGUGCGUGACCUACUGACCAACAUGGAUCUAGAAAUCGAGGCUAAACUGUUGGGCUCCCAGGCUGAGUUCAGCCAACUCAGCAACACCAAACCCUUCUCUAUAGAUAAGGCGGUCAAUAUUGUGUUGUUUGAGAUGUCGGAGGAAGGAGCAGAACCUCAGGACAACAUACAAGAAGCAGGCGUCCCUCUGAAGCUGUCCAUCAACCGGCCUUUUUUCUUUUCUGUCAUAAAAGAAUAUUCUAACGUCAUCCUCAUGCUGGGCAAAAUCACAAAUCCUACACUCUAAAGUUAUAUAGUACUUAAAACCAACAAAAACCUCUGACAUGAAAAAUGUCCAACAUACCAGACCCAUUUCCUUACAAUCUACUUUAUCGCCUACAGCUUGAAUUUCCGCUGGGAUUGAAAUCAAUCAUUCAACGGACAUCUCAUUAAAAUCAUACCCUUGUUUCUCAACUUAAAUAAUGGCCACAUACAGUACUCGAGGAAUGGAGCACAACCUCGCUCAAGACAAAUCCAUCAGUAACACUUCAACAUUGUUGAGUCACUGGGGAUCCCUGUCUCAGUAUUUAUGAAAAGCUGUUACUUUAAUCUGAGUUGUUUUCAAGCAGCCUGUUAAAAUCCUAAUUUGUUUUUUUCUAUGUAAAAUUUAUUAUAGCAGAUUUCUGUACAGUAUUUUUCAGUAGAGUAGGUACAGUAACCACAACUCUCUACGUUGAAUGACUAAUACGUUGUAUAUUGUAACUAAGAGUUUAUUUUUGUUUUGUUAUGAUUUGUGAUUGCUGAAAUAAAACAUGUUUCCCAAUAUAGUUAAUGUCCUUGAUUUUCAUCAGGAAUUUAGGCAAAGUCUUUACCAUUUCAGGGCUUCAAACGAGUGUUGUAUCAAUAUGCAUCACCACCUAAACAGGUCAGGAGAGAAGCCAACAAAACUGGGCUCUAUGGAAAUGCUGCAAUAGAGAUGGUUCAACUUUUUGGUUUGGGGUUAUGCUACAUUUAGUUCUGAUUGAGUGGAAAUUUUGUUAAGAUACGGGUCGAGGCAGACAACCACCCACCAUGAGCCAGGUUCUGUUCAAGGUUUCUCAGUGAUAAAAAGGAGUUUUUUCUUGCAGCUGUUGCCAAGUGCUCACU
Xiphias gladius (swordfish) is the source of this 3939-nucleotide messenger RNA. It is a transcript of the gene agt, whose product is annotated as angiotensinogen. Lineage: Eukaryota; Metazoa; Chordata; Actinopteri; Istiophoriformes; Xiphiidae. The transcript has 6 exons. The coding region runs from base 1718 to 3100 and encodes 460 amino acids. Gene Ontology annotation, molecular function: serine-type endopeptidase inhibitor activity. Gene Ontology annotation, biological process: regulation of systemic arterial blood pressure by renin-angiotensin. The record is from RefSeq and is a predicted model, not a curated record.